UGCAAUAAUAUCUGGUGUUUUUCUGCAGAACUUGGAUUUCCUUUUUUCGAUAUUUUAAGAAGGAAUGAAAAUUUGACAGAGGUUGUGGGCAGAAAAUAUGCAGGAGCUUCAUUUGACCAUACUGAGCAUGCUCCAAUGCUUUUAAGCAUGCUCAGAUGCACAGGAAAGGAGGAGAUUUUACGUCGUCUUCCUCGUUCUUUCUCUUUCUCGUUACUAUGAAGCCACCUUCGAGGCAGCGUUCCGCUCCUAGUCGCUAUAGGUUGGACCCCACAGCCCGAGCUUGGACGGACGCUGAAAAGCGAUGCCUUCUUAAAGCCUUGAGAGCUCAGAGCCAAGGCCCUUUGCGGCCGGAACUGCUGCAGAAAUAUGUUCCUUCGAGAGAUGAAGCAGAGAUCUUGGCCUUUGUGCAACUGCUGAAAGAGCGUGUCGCAAGAGAAGCAAUCAGGGCUCAGUGUCUGUAUCGCCAGAAAACAUGGAAAAAAGCCCCGGUUCCAGCACCUAUUGAGGUAUGGACAGACUUGGCUGAGAAGUUGACAGGUUGUCUUGAGAAUGCUGUGACAGAUGCCUUUUCCCAGGUGCUGACAAUUGCUUCUGCAGAGCCUCUCGGCUUACUUCAUUCUGUGCCCCCAAAGCCUGUGGCAGUAGCCAUUGCAUCAAAUGCAGAGGGAAAAUCUCAGGCAAUGGGAAAAUCAUCUGAGGCGGCAGCUGCCUCAUCAAAUGCAGAGAAAGCAGCUCCUGCAGAACAGGAUGGAUUCCAUGUAGACUUUGAAAAGAUCUACAAAUACCUUUCUGCGAUCUCACGUGGAUCUAAAGCACCACAACUCCCACCAGGUGAAUCAGCUGUGCUUCUUGAUCUGCUGCUGUCACUGCCUGAAGAAUUGGGCUUCCUGGAUUUUAAGAAGCUAAGGAGCCACAUGCACAAAUGUUAUAUGGACUUGAGUGCCUGCCAUGCAGGCGAGAGAAGUGGAAAGCAAGCAGAGUCCAGCCAGUCUGCAAACAGUAGUGGGAAGCUAUAUGACUCCCCUCUCCAGACAGCCAACAGCCAUCUUCCACAUCAAGAGGGCUCUAGUUCUACUACUACUUCAGAUAAUACGGCACAGCCUUCUGCCUUUGAUUGGAAGACUCUGGAUAUCUGCCCUUUAAAUUCAUUCUUACUUCCCUUGGAUAUUCUGGCACAAAAGAAAGAGAGCUCUGACUGAGGGAAUUGGAUUCUGCAUUGCCAAGUUUCUGUGAUGAACUACAUGUUUCUUCUCCAAGAACUAUCCUUAUACUUUGAGAUAUUGAGACAGCUCUGAGUUUGCUGUAAACAGUAUUAUAUUUGAGUAAUGUGGCCUGUUCUUUUGCAUCUUGGCCUAUGUAUACUAUCAUGUUCUUAAAUACACUUUUCUUCCUGGCUGCUAAUAGUUGUGUGUACAACCAUGUAUAUAUUUCUAGUUUGAUUCAGCUCUGAAAGAGGAUGAGCAAGAUUUUUCUGUUAUAUAAAUGACACUUUAAGAUGCACAGAGGAGGGGAAAGCACCACGCCGGAAGGAAGGAAACGGUGCAGUGACAGCCUAUUAAAAUGAAGAUCCUAAUGCAUUUAGAGUGAAAACUCUUCUUCAGGGGACUUGACUCAAAUAGACUGAUAUAGAGUAAAAACAAGAACUACAAGAGAAACAUGAGAACUCAGUUUACAAGGCACAGUGUUCAACUUCUACAUAACUUUUGUAAACUUCACUCUCAAUCUUUCUGUAUCAGUCUAAGUCCCUUGAAGAAUUUUCACUCAACACAUUGUCACCUACCCCUCAAUAAACUGUCAUUGCUCUGUUCCCUUUUUUCA
Hemicordylus capensis (graceful crag lizard) is the source of this 1818-nucleotide messenger RNA. RefSeq names its product small nuclear RNA activating complex polypeptide 2 (gene SNAPC2). Gene Ontology annotation, cellular component: nuclear body. Gene Ontology annotation, molecular function: RNA polymerase II general transcription initiation factor activity. Gene Ontology annotation, biological process: snRNA transcription. The coding region runs from base 156 to 1199 and encodes 347 amino acids. The transcript is spliced from 5 exons. Lineage: Eukaryota; Metazoa; Chordata; Lepidosauria; Squamata; Cordylidae. The record is from RefSeq and is a predicted model, not a curated record.